AUGCCAGCCACACCCACCUUCUCUGAACCCGCCCCAGGCUGGCGAGGUCUUUCCUCCCAAGCUGGACACCUAGGCACAGUCUGCUGGCGCUCCAGCCACAGGCUGAUUCGAACACAGGCAGCUCUUUGUUCCCCGGGAGUCUUUCAUUGCGGAAUGUCCUUGGGGCUGCUUCCCAAAUGGAGGUACUUCCGUGUCAUCAUCAUGCUCGUGGUGCUUUUGAGUCUUCUCUUGGGAAGCUUCCUCAAUACACAAGUCAGCUUGCUGGUCCCUUUCUUCAGUGGCCAGGAAUCCUUCCACCCUGUGACCAACGUCAUGUUCCUCAAGACCCACAAGACUGCCAGCAGCACCGUUAUGAACAUCCUAUAUCGGUUCACAGAGAAGUGGAACCUCACGGUGGCCCUGCCUGCAGGGCAGCUUUUCCACCUGGGUUACCCCUGGCUCUUUCUGACCAAGUAUGUGGAGGGAUUCAAAACCCUGCAUGGGACGUUCAACAUCAUGUGCAAUCACCUGAGAUUUAAUCCCACGGAGGUACACAAAGUCAUGCCGAACAACACGUUCUACUUUUCCAUAGUGAGGAACCCAGUUUUCCAGCUGGAGUCCUCUUUUGUGUAUUACAAAGGACAUGUGCCUGCUUUUCAGAAGACAAAGAGCCUGAAUGAGUUCUUGGUAUCUCCACCGAGGUACUACAAUAAAAACCUGUCGAUAAGAAACAUGUAUGCCAAGAAUAACAUGUGGUUUGACUUUGGCUACGAUAACAACGAAAGUGGCAAAGACUACGUGCGGGGGGUGAUCCGGGAGAUCCAGCAGCAGUUCCAGCUCAUCCUGAUUUCCGAGUAUUUUGAUGAGUCCAUGGUCCUCCUGAGAAACAUCUUGCACUGGGAUCUGGACGACGUGGUCUACUUCAAGCUGAACUCACGGAGUGAGGAUACGAUCCAGAAGCUGGCCAGGGAGAGCCAGGAGAGAGCAAAGGAGUGGUGUGCUCUGGACUGGGAGCUUUACCAGCAUUUCAACAGGACCUUCUGGCAGAAAAUCAGGGAGGUUGUUGGGCUUGAAAAACUGCUGAAGGAAGUGGCUCUCUUGAGGGAAAGGCAGCGGGAGCUCAUGGACAUCUGCAUCCAGGAUGGGGAGCCGAAGAGUAAGACACAGAUCAAAGAUGUGAGGCUCAGGCCCUACCAGUCUGGGCAGGCCAACAUCCUGGGCUACAAUCUCAAACAGCAUUUAGACAGUGAGACCAUGGCCAUGUGUUGGAGGAUGGUGAUGCCCGAGAUACAGUACAUGGCCCACUUAUACUCUCGGCAAUUCCCCACAAAUCCCCCCAAGAAGAUCAGGCUGCAGUGAUGGCAGAGCGAUUGUUUCCAACUGGAAGCUCAAUGCUUAGGGGCUGAGUGCCCUGUCAGAUCCCUGAAGGCUCAUCUGGCUCUGGUUUGGCUAGUAGGGAGUAGGCUUCAAGAAAGAGGGGGUACUGGGAACACCUUGGUCUAAAGGAUCUCUGGGGGGCCUGGGCAAUUCUUGACUCAGUCCCAAGUUUUAUUUUUAAAAAAUCUACCAUGGAAUGUUGCCUUAAGAAAACAGGAUUAUUUUCCUUACAGAGUGUAUGGAGAGUGUGUAUGUGUGUGCGUAUGUGUCUGUGUGUGGGUAGGAGGUCAGCUUGGAGAAGAUGGAAAAGGAGGUUCUGUUUCCCAAGUCACUGAUCUCAUGGCCUUCUCCUCCCAGAAAAAACUUCUGCAUGGGAGCAUCUAAACCAAGAAUUCUAGGCAAUAUUUCCAGACUGGUUACAGGUAGUAAGGGCACAACAUUCACCCCAAAGAGGAGUACUCUGUAGCUAACAUGGAAGAAUCAGAUGGAUGGACCCGAAGAUGGAAUUCUAAGUCUGAUUCGCUUUUCUCCCCUCCUUGACUAAACUUAUGAUUUCAUUGGGGUAGGGACCUUCCAGUAAGGAAACUCCGUCUACCAAUGCAGAUCUGCCAUUGUUCUGAAAUUCAGUCUUAGAGAGCCAUCCAGGGCAUUGAGAGGUUAGGUGACUGGCCCAGGGUCACACAGCCAGGAUGUGUCAGAGUCAAGGCUUGAACCCAAGUUUUUCUGGACUUUAGGCCAGUUUUCUAUGUACCAUGUUAUACUGACUACUUACAGGCUGGAAAAUAUAGAUACUAGGUAACUCUUACUGUGUAAAACACAUGUUUGGAAAAAAUUUUGUGGAAAAAAUUUUUAGCUCCAGGGAUCUGUCAGUCAUUCAGUAGAUCAACAAGUCCGUAUGAAGUACUUAUUAUGUGCCAAACACUGUGAAGGUAGAAAGAAAGGCAAAAACAUGAUCUUGGGUCUCAAGAAACUCAUGUUCUCAUGGGGGUGGAGAACCUGAGGCCUCAAGGCCACAUGUGGCCCUCUAGGUCCUCAAGAGCAGCCCUUUGACUGAAUCCAAACU
This is a messenger RNA of Phascolarctos cinereus (koala), 2419 nucleotides long. RefSeq names its product galactose-3-O-sulfotransferase 2 (gene GAL3ST2). Gene Ontology annotation, biological process: glycolipid biosynthetic process; glycoprotein biosynthetic process. The record is from RefSeq and is a predicted model, not a curated record. Lineage: Eukaryota; Metazoa; Chordata; Mammalia; Diprotodontia; Phascolarctidae. Gene Ontology annotation, molecular function: galactosylceramide sulfotransferase activity. Gene Ontology annotation, cellular component: membrane.